Molecule: messenger RNA, 540 nt
Organism: Pyrus x bretschneideri (Chinese white pear)
Lineage: Eukaryota; Viridiplantae; Streptophyta; Magnoliopsida; Rosales; Rosaceae
Exons: 2
Coding region: 1-540 (179 amino acids)
Source: RefSeq, a predicted model, not a curated record
AUGGCUUCACAAGUGAAUGCGAAUGCACUGAGCUUUUCCUCCCUUGAACCACUUAAUGGAGGGAAUUACAAAAAGUGGAGACAGGAUGUAGAGACUGUGCUUGGCUUAAUGGACUAUGACCUUACACUGAGGAAGGAUGAACCACCUACUGUGACAACGAACAGCACUGCAGAGCAAAGAUUGAAGUAUGAGAAAUGGGAGAAGUCAAAUCGAAUGGCUCUCAUGGUCAUGAAAAGGUCCAUCAGUGAGGCUGUGAGAGGUGGCAUACCGUCAUGUGACAAAGCUAAGGCUUUCCUUGAGGCUGUUAGAGCAAAAUUCAAGAUGUCCGAGAAAGAAGAGAUGGCGAACCUGAUGACCACACUGACUUCUCAGAAGUUCGAUGGCAAAACGAGUGUCCGGGAGCAUAUACUGAAAAUGGUAGAGGCUGCCGCCAAGCUCAAGGAUCUGGAGGUGCCAAUUGAUGAUUCCUUUGUUGUUCACAUGGCUCUUUCAUCCCUUCCUGAGUCAUUUGAACAACUUAAGGUGUUGUACAAUACUUAA